Molecule: messenger RNA, 1623 nt
Organism: Paramecium tetraurelia
Lineage: Eukaryota; Ciliophora; Oligohymenophorea; Peniculida; Parameciidae
Exons: 4
Source: RefSeq, a predicted model, not a curated record
AUGUAAUUUAUAGAAUUCUUAAUUUCAUAACUUUUCCCUAAACCUCCAUUCAAAAAUUCUAUUCGUCCAAAUCGAAUCAAAAAGGGUAAUCCAAUCCAUCCAAUAUUCUUAGAAUAAGAAAUUUGUCAAUCUCUAGAACUGAAUUGGAUCUCAAACUCCAAUGUAGAUAUUAUCCAAUUCGAUUCACAAGGAUGCAGAACCUAAAUCAAAUUAAAUGAGUUAUACCCAUUCUCCCAACCUCAAUUGAGAUUCCAAUUGGACGAUGACUUUUACUCCAUUAAAAAUCUUGAUGAUUUCAACUCCUACGAUUACUAUUUCAAGGUUCUCAAAUGGACUCCACAAUUAACUGUUAAUCAGAUCAUCGAGAAAUCACACGAAUUCAUUAAAAAGACUAUUUUUGUCAAAUAACCAUACACCUUAGAUCCCUACUCAGAUUUAUUGAGUAAAAUUGCUAAAUCUUCAAAAUCAAUUGACUUAUCAAUCAUUUUCACCUUCCUACUUGUGUCCCUUGCCAAUUUGAUACUCUAUCUGCCAAACUACGAAGAAUACCAAUAAUUAAUGGAGAAAACAGUCCUAUUCGGACAUAAUCAAUGGUAUAAUCAAUUUUAAUAAUUGCCACUGUCACCACUCAAAGCCUAAUUUUAUUGUCUAAUCGGAUUAAUUGUUAAUGUCUUUGACUCCUCUAAGUUACAUGUAUUCAAACAACAACAAGAAUAAAUCAAUUAGCCCUUCUUUCAUUACUUGAAUUUAAUAAUAAAUCUACUCAUCUUUUACUGUCCUUUGUACUUUAUACUGAAAUCCAAGCAGUCUAAAAUCAACAAAGAAAUCCUAUCAGGAAUAUUACUUUAUCAAAUCAUGUGUCCAACAUUCUUAGGAGUAUGGAAUAUUAAUGAAAUAUUAAUGGCCUUGUGCGUCUAUAUUAUUACCGAAAAUGUUUGGUUCGGCUCAAUCCUAUAUGUAAUAUCAGUCAAUUAUGAACCAUAAUGUCUUCUUUUCUACCCUCUAAUUUCAUCAUACGUUUUAGGAAGAUUAUGUCAGUAACAUGGUAUCAUAACCAAAAAGAAUCUCAGACCUAAUUUUUAAGGCCUCCAGGAAUUGGUAAUUGAAUUGAUAUUCUUAAUUUUGGUACUGAUUAUUGUUUAAUGCUUCAUUUUUAUUCCAUUUUAUUUUAGCUCUACUUUGGCUUAGGCUAUAUACCCAUAAGUAUUCAUUAACUAUUUCAAUUCUCUGUUUAAUCAUGAGUUCUACAAUUUGAUGAUAUUUGGAUUUGCUUUUAUUUUAUCAUUUCCCACCUAGAUGUUAAGUUUUUUAAAUGAAAAAUACUGUGCAUUGGGCAUGCUUAACGCCAUAAUCAUUAUCAAAUUGUUUGAUAUUGCUAAUGGUAUUUCAACUUAAAUGUUAACAGUGUUUUUGAUGUUGAAUUUUAAAUAUUUCAGAUAGAUCAUCAAUUAUAUAAUAAUGCUAAUGCCUCAACAGAAUUGGAUAUUCAAAUUAUUGUAUUAUAUUUUUGGAGAUUUGUUUAUGCAAAGAAACAACCAAUUGAUUGACACUCAUAAACAUGGCCAAUAUCAAUUCUAAUCCCUGAGGAAAUUAGGAUUCUAUGUAAUUAAAUUGGAUAUAUGA